Messenger RNA from Alternaria postmessia, 1269 nucleotides. RefSeq lists its product as uncharacterized. The coding region runs from base 1 to 1269 and encodes 422 amino acids. Lineage: Eukaryota; Fungi; Ascomycota; Dothideomycetes; Pleosporales; Pleosporaceae. The transcript has 2 exons. The record is from RefSeq and is a predicted model, not a curated record.
AUGGUUAAAAAGUACCACGCUGUGACUCGAGGCAAAAGGCCUGGCUUGUACAACUCCUUUGAAGAGGCACAGCAGCAAGUCAUCGGCUUUCCAGGCUCCAAGGUCAAGACGUUCCCUAACCUGAAGUUCGCCGUAGAGCAUAUGCUCGACGUCGGCCGUGUACCAGAUGACGACAUACGAGUAUUCAAUCGCGCCUUUAUAAAGCAGGGCAGCUUCAUACCGCAGCCGUCUAAUUCAAAGAAUGAAGCCUGUGUCGAUGCGAUUCGCGACGAGAUUAUAUAUCAUUACCUUCCCGAAGGCCUCCAUUAUCGGCAAGUGAACCAUCCCAGGGGCCAAAUUCGCCUGGAUGAUGGCCAAAAGUUACUCAUAUACCAAAGAGUGUGUGAACAGACAGGGAAGAGGGCACACAGCCUCAUCCAAGAGUGUAUAGACGAACUAAAAGAUCCACCGUACGUCAACAUUCUAGAUUUCGUUGAUGUGUUCCGUACGGGAGAAACAAUCAGAACCUUCUCGGAUCCACUCAUCUUCCGCGACUACACAAGGGAAAACCCAAUUUAUCUAAAAUACGCAAAGAAGAGCGAAUUCUUAUGCCCUUUUCUGCAGGAUUUGCAGGAAUUGCGACGACUACCGUCUAAACCACGCCGAGACCGUCAGGUCAAUGGUUCGCGGCAAGAAUCUAGGGCGCGGAAAGAUUCAGCUUUGCUUCUAUCACCUCGUCCUGGGAACAAGUUCGUCAAACCAGAAAUGUCCAACGACUCACACAUGGUUCCUCCCGUCGGCAAUUACCAAUCCAGUCUUGAUCACCCUCCAUUGAGCCCACCACUAUCGGAGUCUGGCUCAGAAAAACCCUCUACCAACGUCAAAAUUGAGCCUACUUCUUCUGUAAUGCCGGCUCAAGUGCUAGACGAUAUUGGUGCAUCUCUCGAAGACGACAAAGAGAUAGCCACUCAACUCUUACAGCAGCCUUCAAAAGCGGAAGUCGGACAGGAUAUACCAGAGGAUAUGUUCCAAGACGAUGAGGAAAUUUCCACUCAACUCUCACAACAGCCCUCAAAAGCGGAAGUCGGAGAGGAUAUAUCGGAGGAUAUGUUGGAGUAUAUGAUCCAAGACGAUAAGGAAAUUUCCACUCAGUUGACGCAGGAAUGGCACAUUACAGGCCCGGAAGAAAGUUCACGCACUAAGACAACUGGCAAAAGAAAGCAGAGCCUGGCUUCUGAUUUGACCCACACAGUCAAGCGUGCAGGCAAGAUGCUUAAGACACACAGGUGA